This is a messenger RNA of Colletotrichum godetiae, 1560 nucleotides long. RefSeq names its product RNA recognition domain-containing protein. The record is from RefSeq and is a predicted model, not a curated record. Gene Ontology annotation, molecular function: RNA binding. Gene Ontology annotation, biological process: endonucleolytic cleavage to generate mature 5'-end of SSU-rRNA from (SSU-rRNA, 5.8S rRNA, LSU-rRNA); endonucleolytic cleavage in 5'-ETS of tricistronic rRNA transcript (SSU-rRNA, 5.8S rRNA, LSU-rRNA); small-subunit processome assembly. The transcript has 2 exons. The coding region runs from base 221 to 1231 and encodes 336 amino acids. NCBI's taxonomy places the organism in Eukaryota, Fungi, Ascomycota, Sordariomycetes, Glomerellales, Glomerellaceae. Gene Ontology annotation, cellular component: nucleolus.
AACGCGGUAAGAUAAGAAGAUGAUGUAAUCAAUCUAACCGCGCACAGUGGCUGAGAUCGCGGACUUUCACAUUAAGCAUCUUGUACAACGACAGUUGCAUUACCGCCGACAACGAGGCUACCAACAAGGCUGUAGCAGGGGGAUUACAUCUUGCUGUUGCUAGCAUUUUCAAUACUUUGAGGACCCACAAACCAUUGAUAUUACAUCCCAAAAGCCCACCAUGCCCCCCGAAAAACGAAACAAAUUCCUCGACGCAGACGAGAGUGACGACGAACUCGAUCAGGGCUACGACUCCGAGGCCGAGGAGCUGCGCAAGGGAGGCCGCAGCGCCAAGAGGCGCAAAGUCGACAGCGAAGACGAGGACGACUUUAGCGACGAAGAGCAGAAUGUCACAAAGGACGCAGAAGACGCAGAGAGCGACGAUGAAGGCGCCGACGGAGAAAAUGAUACGGAAGCCUCAACCUCGACCAACAAGAAAAAGUCCUCAUCAACCUCGACAAAGCUAGACCUCCCAGACGUCUCCAAGCCCCUCACGAAAAAGAACCUCGUCGCGACGGAAGAGGCCAUCAAGAAAUCCGGCGUCGUCUACAUCUCGCGCAUCCCGCCCUUCAUGAAGCCCCAGAAGCUGCGCUCUCUCCUCGAGCCCUACGGCAAGGUCAACCGUAUCUUCCUCGCGCCAGAGGACCCGACCGCGCACACGCGCCGCGUCAAGGCCGGCGGCAACAAAAAGAAGUUGUACACAGAGGGCUGGGUCGAGUUCAUGCGGAAAAAGGACGCCAAGGCCGUUUGCGAGUUGCUCAACGCGCGGACCAUUGGCGGCAAGAAAGGGUCGUACUACCACGACGACAUCUGGACACUAAAGUACCUCAAGGGGUUCAAGUGGCGCCACCUGACGGAGCAGAUCACGGCCGAGAACAUGGAGCGGACGAGUAGGAUGCGGGCUGAGAUUAGCAAGGCGAGCAAGGAGAACAAGGAGUUUGUGCGCAAUGUGGAGAAGGCCCGGGUGCUGGACGGCAUUGCUGCAACGAGGGAGAAGCGCGGCAAGGCGGCUGCGGCGACGGAAGUGGGGGCUUCUUUUGCCGGCGGUGCUGCGACGGCGGCGGCGGACGAGAAGCUGGACAAGAGGCGGACGGUGUUUAAGCAGAUACCCUUGGCGGAUAGGAAAAGCGAGGCUGGCUCGGCUGCGAAGCCGGCAGGUGAUGUUGCGAGGGUGCUUGGGAAGAUCUUCUGAUGAGGAGGGUAGGGUGUGCGCUUAUUGUUCGGCGUUCGACGUUAUCGCCGUUUAUGUUACUGGUAAUAGGGAGCAUAAUGAGACUUUCAAAAAUCAUAAGAUGAAAAAUGAGAGCCCUAUGGACCGGCAGCCUCGGGAUGUUGCGGUGUGUGGUUGCAAGUGUACGUGGAGGUGGGCAUCGAUGGCCGACUGCCGGACUACGAAUGCGAGAGCUACUGGGUCACCAUCUUGUACGGCUGAGGUGGGCGGUCUGUCUGGCAUCUUGGCAUGAAAAGAGACGAUGCAAUGACGUCCUCUAGGUCUAUCUUAAUCUUACAGACGAAUCAUGC